UCUGUUGUUGACUUAAAUAUGGAAUAUUUAGCAAAGAAAUAAAGGAAACUUAAGUAUGGGGUCUCUUUCUGUAGAGGAAGAAAACUAUGUUCGAAUGAGUUUAUUACUAACAGGAAUUUCUCCACGUGCCGCUAGAACCUUCUUUGAUAGUGAAUUUGCUCCAGCAUGUUUGGAUGCGACAAUAAAGAAAGAGUAUAACAAAUUGCUCGACUUGAAGAAGAAACAUAGAAUCAACCAAUCACAGUGGAACCAUCUGUUUCCAAGAUUUCCUGGUGUUCCAGAUUCUAAAUCUUUUGAUGUGACGUUGAUGACAACAUUACUGAGGAAUUUGAUUCCCUUAAACCCUCCCCUUUGUGGAUUUGACUGUUUACCUACUAUCAUGGAAACCACCCAAGCUGCAGACUUGGCAAGAAUAAAACACUACAGAAUUUUUUUAGCUCAUUUGGAAGAUGGCAAAAUAGACACUUCAGUUUUCAACACAGCCUGGACUGAUAUAACUGGAGCCAUAGAUAGAUUAGGUGGGCAGCAGAUGAAGCAAGAGUGUGAUCAACUGAAAGCUAAACCUUUAGAUCAAACCAAUCAAGAAAUAAUGAUAGACAUCAAACGACUAAUGAAAUCAGUAAGAAAUCUGAAACGCUCACAUAUUGAUAUGAGAAAAUCCCAUGAUCUAUUACAAGAAAACCAUAAAAAAGUUAAGAAAUCUCAUGAAUUGUUACAAGACGACCAUAGAAAAGUGACAAAAGAAAUGGAAAUAAUGAAAACCUCCCAGCAGGAUACAGUACCAUGGAAUACUAGAGCAAGAAAUGAAGAAACACUCAUAAACUGGAAGGAUAAUGAUGAUAAGAUGUUCAUAACGACAAGAGCUGCCAAGCAUAUUCUCAAAUGUAUACAGGAAAACUGUUGUGUAACUAUUACUGCUAGUUCUGGUGUAGGAAAAACAGCAACACUCCGACACGUGGCUUUACAGAUGGUAAAUGAGGAGUAUGAUGUGCUUAUGGUGACAGAUCCAGGUGACAUUGUGAAUUAUAACAAUCCAAAUAAGAAGACUUUGUUUGUUUUUGAUGAUUUGUGUGGAAACUUUUCUGUUGAACAAAGUGAUAUCAAAAGUUGGGACCCAGUCAUGGAGAAUAUAAAAAUUCUUGACAAAAAACAAACAAAAAUACUUGCAGCAUGUCGGUUACAAGUGUAUCGAGACGAAAAGUUUGAAUCGUUAUCAAUUUUUAAAUCAUGUGUAUGUAACCUGUUAUCAGAAAACAUGUGUUUGUCAAAAACUGAAAAACAGUCAAUAGCAGACUUAUAUCUGAAAACUAAAGCCGCAGAAAUUACCGACUAUUGCAAUUUAUAUGAUUGUUUUCCGCUAUUAUGUAAACUGUACCAUGAUAGUCCUAAACUUGAUAUCAAAGAUUUCUUUCAGAAUCCGUUUUCAGUUUAUGAAGCAGAAAUCAUCAAUCUACGUAGGAAAGGACAUCACACUGAAUAUUGUGCUUUGGCUUUAUGCGUCAUGUUUAACAACAAGUUGAGGGAAGAAAUUUUCACAGCAGAGGUUAAUGAAGCAACCAAGAUUAUUAUAGAGAACACAUGUGAGGCAUGUAGAUUAGACAGGGGAACAUCAAGACUUGUAUUACAUGAUGGUCUUGAAUCACUUAAAGACACGUUCAUUAAACAAGAACAAAACAUUUACAAGAUUUUACAUGAUAAAUUAUUUGACUUUUUAGUAUACUGCUUUGGACAGAAAAUAAUUCUUCACUUGAUAAAAAAUGCAGACAGUGGUUUGAUCAAGGAAAGAUUUUUAUUAAAAAGAAAGGAUGACAUUGACCAGUUUAUUACUGUAAUACCUACAAAAUAUCAUCAAAUAUUCAUACAAAGAAUUAUUGAUGACUGGUCAAAGGGGAAAGUACAAGAUGUAUUCAGUAACAUCAAUAUGAAGAUACCUCAAUUCAGACAGAAAUUUCUCUGCCAUUUGAAUACACUAGAUAUAUCUUACCAGAGACAGCUGGCACAUAUCUGUGAUAAACAUAAACCAUUAAAAAAACCUCUUAAUUCGUAUUCCUUUUUAUCAGAUGCUGAAGAUGAUACCUAUGAUACAGCUUUAUUACAGUGUUGUUAUAUAGGAGAUAUUUCCCUGGUUCAGUGGUGUUGUAAUCAGGAUGUUGAUGUAAAAAUAUGUACACAUAGUGAAUUGUCACCUGUAAUGAUAGCUUGUAAACAUGGUCAUACAGAAAUAGCAAAGAUGUUGUUAGACAGAGGAGCAGACUGUAAUAAUUGUGACAUGUGGGGUCAGUCACCUGUAAUGAUAGCUUGUGAACAUGGUCAUACAGAAAUAGUAAAAAUUUUGUUAGAAAGAGGAGUAGACUAUGAUAAAUGUAACUGGGUUGGUCAGUCACCUGUAAUGAAGGCUUGUGAACAUGGUCAUACUGAAAUAGUAAAGGGGUUGUUAGACAGAGGAGUAGACUAUAAUAAAUGUGAUAAAUAUGGUCAUUCACCUGUAAUGAUGGUGUGUGAACAUGGUCAUACAGAAAUAGUACAGAUGUUAUUAGACAAAGGAGUAGACUAUAACAAAUGUGACCUGUUCCGUGAGACACCUGCAUGGAAGGCUUGUGAACAUGGUCAUACAGAAAUACUAAUGAUGUUGUUAGACAGAGGAGUAGACUAUGAUAGAUAUAACUGGGUUGGUCAGUCAUCUGUAAUGAUAGCUUGUAAAGAUGGUCACACUGAAAUAGUGAAGGUGCUGUUAGACAGAGGAGCAGACUAUAAUAAAUGUGACCAGUUUGGUCAGUCACUUUUAGUUCAGGCUUGUGAUCAUGGUCAUACUGAAAUAGUAAAGAUGUUGCUAGACAAAGGAGUAGACUGUAAUAAAUGUGAUAAUGAUAGUCAGUCACCGGUAAUGAAAGCUUGUGAAAAUGGUCAUACAGAAAUAGUAAAGAUGUUGUUACUCAGAGGAACUGAUUGUAAUAAAUGUGACGGGAGGGAUCAGUCACCUGUAAUGAAGGCUUGUCAACAUGGUCAUAUAGAAAUAGUAAAGAUGUUGCUAGACAAAGGAGCAGACUGUAAUGAUUGUGAUAAUGAUGGUCGGUCACCGUUAAUGAAAGCUUGUGAACAUGGUCAUACAGAAAUAGUAAAGGUUAUGCUAGACAAAUGGUCGGACUGUAAUAAAAGUGAUAAUGAUGGUCGGUCACCUGUAAUGAAAGCUUGUGAGGAUGGUCAUAAAGAAAUAGUAAAAAUGAUGUUAGUCAGAGGAGCAGACUGUAAUAAAUUUGAUAAUGAUGGUCGGUCACUUGUAAUGAAGGCUUGUGAACAUGGUCAUACAGAAAUAGUAAAGAUGUUGCUAGACGAAGGAGCAGACUGUAAUAAAUGUGAUAAUGAUGGUCGGUCACCUGUAUCGAAAGCUUGUGAAUAUGAUCAUACAGAAAUCGUAAAGAUGUUGCUAGACAAAGGAGUAGACUGUAAUAAAUGUGAUAAUGAUAGUCAGUCACCGGUAAUGAAAGCUUGUGAAAAUGGUCAUACAGAAAUAGUAAAGAUGUUGUUACUCAGAGGAGCAGAUUGUAAUAAAUGUGACGGGAGGGAUCAGUCACCUGUAAUGAAGGCUUGUCAACAUGGUCAUAUAGAAAUAGUAAAGAUGUUGCUAGACAAAGGAGCAGACUGUAAUGAUUGUGAUAAUGAUGGUCGGUCACCGUUAAUGAAAGCUUGUGAACAUGGUCAUACAGAAAUAGUAAAGGUUAUGCUAGACAAAUGGUCGGACUGUAAUAAAAGUGAUAAUGAUGGUCGGUCACCUGUAAUGAAAGCUUGUGAGGAUGGUCAUAAAGAAAUAGUAAAAAUGAUGUUAGUCAGAGGAGCAGACUGUAAUAAAUGUGAUAAUGAUGGUCGGUCACUUGUAAUGAAGGCUUGUGAACAUGGUCAUACAGAAAUAGUAAAGAUGUUGCUAGACGAAGGAGCAGACUGUAAUAAAUGUGAUAAUGAUGGUCGGUCACCUGUAUCGAAAGCUUGUGAAUAUGAUCAUACAGAAAUCGUAAAGAUGUUGAUAGACAAAGGAGCAGACUGUAAUAAAUGUGACAAAGAUGGUCAGUCACCGGUAAUGAAGAUUUGUGAAGAUGGUCAUACAGAUAUAGUAAAGAUGCUGUUAGACAGAGGAGCAGACUGUAAUAAAUGUGACAGGAGAGUGAGUCACCUGAAAUAAAAUGUUGCUAGACAAAGGAGAAGAUUGUUAUAAAUGUGAUAAGGAUGGUCGGUCACCUGCAAUGAAAGUUUGUAGAGAUGGUCAUACAGAAAUAGUUAAGAUGUUGUUACACAGAGGAGAAGCUUGUAAUAAAUGUGACAAAGAUGAUCGGUCACCUGUAAUGAAAGUUUGGGAGGAUGGUCAAACGGAUAUAGUAAAGAUGCUGAUUGACAGAUGAACAAAUAAGGUUGUUAUUGUUAUGAAUAUUUAUCUAGGCCUAAUUUGUUUUGUGUACAAAGACAAUAAAG
Molecule: messenger RNA, 4461 nt
Organism: Mytilus californianus (California mussel)
Lineage: Eukaryota; Metazoa; Mollusca; Bivalvia; Mytilida; Mytilidae
Product: ankyrin repeat domain-containing protein 50-like
Exons: 4
Coding region: 56-4174 (1372 amino acids)
Biological process (GO): protein localization to ciliary inversin compartment
Cellular component (GO): ciliary inversin compartment
Molecular function (GO): protein binding
Source: RefSeq, a predicted model, not a curated record